AUGGACACCCCUGCCCCCACCAUGUUGGAGCCGGUUUCUGGAACUCCAAGUAAAGCUCUGCUGUCGCCUCUCCAAAUGCUGAAACUUUCUACAGAGAAAGUAGAAAAUGGCCAGAAGCAGACGUACACCCAAAUGCUCUCAAGUGUGGUGGAGAACCUGGCUGUUGGAGCAGGAGCUGUUGGAUCUUUGCAGCUGACCUACAUCUCGAAGGUGAGCAUAGCAACCCCAAAGCAGAAACCAAAAACUCCAUUUUGCUUUGUUAUAAAUGCCCUGUCUCAGAGAUACUUUCUUCAAGCCAAUGACCAGAAAGAUCUGAAGGAUUGGGUUGAAGCUCUGAACCAAGCCAGCAAGAUCACUGUACCCAAAGCUGGGACCCUACCCUUGACUACAGAAGUUCUUAAAAGUAUAGCAGCUCCUCCCACCCUAGAGAAGAAGCCACAGGUGGCCUACAAGACAGAGAUCAUCGGAGGGGUGGUGGUCCACACCCCCAUCAGCCAGAAUGGUGGAGACGGGCAGGAGGGGUAUGAGCCAGGGUCCCAUGCUAUCCUUCGAAGGUCUCAGAGUUACAUCCCCACAUCAAGCUGCCGAGCUUCCACGGGGCCUCCCCUCAUUAAGAGUGGCUACUGUGUGAAGCAAGGGAAUGUGCGAAAGAGCUGGAAACGUCGCUUUUUUGCACUGGAUGACUUCACCAUCUGUUACUUCAAGUGUGAGCAGGACCGAGAACCUCUGCGCACUAUAUUUCUCAAGGAUGUUCUCAAGACCCAUGAGUGUCUGGUUAAGUCUGGUGAUCUCUUAAUGAGAGACAACCUGUUUGAAAUCAUAACCAGCUCCAGGACAUUCUACGUACAGGCAGACAGCCCUGAAGACAUGCACAGCUGGAUCAAGGCAAUUGGGGCAGCUGUCCAGGCCCUCAAGUGUCACCCCAGAGAAAUGUCUUUUUCCAGAUCCAUUUCUUUGACUCGGCCUGGAGGCCCCAGCCUUCCAGCUGGGCCUACCUCUGUCUUGUGGAGAGGGCGGCUGCCUGUGGAAGAAAAGAAAGCCCUCAGCAAGGCUCCUUCUGUGGCCUCCUCUUGGCAACCCUGGACACCUGUCCCCCAGGCCCGGGAAAAGCUCCUUCCAGCCCAGGAGGCUCCAGAGGACUCGCUGUUCCUGCCCCGACUCGGGGAGAGCAAUACUGAUGGGGUGUCACCAAGUUCCCGGAUAAGGCACAGAUCAGAGCCCCAACAUCCCAAGGAGAAACCAUUCAUGUUCAACCUCGAUGAUGAAAACAUACGGACCUCUGAUGUGUGAUGGAGCCCAGUGCCAUGGGAGGGGCAAAGGGAGAUGUGACUCAGUUUCUCUACCCUGUUGGCUGGAGGACAGUCAAAAGGCCUUUAGGGCCUCAUAUUCCUGUGGAUGCUCUAUGAGAAUGGCCCAUCCAGAUGGCUUUUUUGUUGUUGUUGUUUUAUUAUCAAUGCAGUAUAUUUAAUUUAGGAAAAUCACUAGGUUAGACUCAUAGGCAUAUUCAGUGGAGAGAGCAUUCUUUGAUGCUGUUGAACUCUUCCAAGGUCAUCCUGGAAGAGGUCAUUUUCAGUGCUUUCUCAUUGGAAGGAGGUUGGGAGUUCAGUUUCAUCCCUCACCAAGUUUUAUUUCCUUGUCCUAGUUUUAGGUUCUUUUCUUCUUUGGGUUUUAGUUCUCUUUGGUUUUCAGUUCAUACACAGUUGUCUGGUUUUCUCCCCAUUGCUUUUUAUUGGCUAACAUUUGGGGAUCAGUAAGGUGACAUUAACUCAGACCAAAGGUACUGGGGUAGGGGAGACCCACGCUCCAUCUUGACUGGGUUCCAUCUUAGAGCUGGUGCUAGAAUCUAGGGGUGGCCCUCAAAAUCACAGCAGAUCACCAAGAGACCUCCCAGAGGAAGAGGUAGGGAUCUCUUUUGAGGCAUGAAGAUGCUUCAAUUCCAGCAAGUUUUGAGGAUUACUGUUUUCCUCUUGUUGCUCUGUGAAUCCCACUGCUGUCGAUGUGGGAAACAGACUUACCAGUCUAGUUCUGCAUCAGGGCCCAAGUAUGGGUUCAUCAGUGUUAAAUGUUAUGACCAUGGAGAACAGAACAGACAUUGCUCCCAAAACUGUUAUUUGAUAAGUGUGUGAUCAGUCACCUGGGUGCUGAGGAUAGAUGGAUGUUAAUUCAUCCUGCUGACCAUUUUGGCUUUAGGUUUGCUAGCACAGGGCCUCUUGUGGCUUUUUCUGUUCAAGGCUAGCACUCUACCACAUUUGUCACAGUUCUAUUUCUGGCUUUUUGCUGGUUAAUUGAGAUAAGAGU
Dipodomys ordii (Ord's kangaroo rat) is the source of this 2298-nucleotide messenger RNA. RefSeq names its product pleckstrin homology domain containing, family A (phosphoinositide binding specific) member 2 (gene Plekha2). The transcript has 12 exons. Gene Ontology annotation, molecular function: PDZ domain binding. Lineage: Eukaryota; Metazoa; Chordata; Mammalia; Rodentia; Heteromyidae. Gene Ontology annotation, cellular component: membrane; cytoplasm. The record is from RefSeq and is a predicted model, not a curated record. The coding region runs from base 1 to 1290 and encodes 429 amino acids.